Messenger RNA from Rhinocladiella mackenziei CBS 650.93, 1140 nucleotides. RefSeq names its product AmmeMemoRadiSam system protein B. The coding region runs from base 1 to 1140 and encodes 379 amino acids. The transcript has a single exon. The record is from RefSeq and is a predicted model, not a curated record. Lineage: Eukaryota; Fungi; Ascomycota; Eurotiomycetes; Chaetothyriales; Herpotrichiellaceae.
AUGGCUGUCAGAGAAGCUUCCCAUGCAGGUUCAUGGUAUUCAGGCCACCGUCGACAGUUAGCAGCUCAACUGGAUCAAUGGCUGUCAAAAGUUCCCGAGAAAGAUAUUCUUCCUGGCGUUGAGACUCUACCACUUCCUGGAGCGAGAGUUGUCAUAUCUCCUCAUGCUGGAUAUGCAUAUUCAGGUCCCUGCGCAGCCUGGGCAUAUAAAUGCUUGGAUCUCUCCAAAGCUAAGCGCAUCUUCAUCCUCCAUCCCUCUCAUCACCAUCAUCUAAGUACAGCUGCUUUGCCGGAAGUGGAAGCAUACGAAACACCUCUCUCCCCAAUACCUCUCCCUCUCGACCAUGAAAUUAUCAAAGAAUUAUCCACAUUGUCCACCACAGCCCAUGGCCGAACGAUCAAGUUCACCAAGAUGUCUCGACCGAUAGACGAAGCGGAACAUAGUGCCGAAAUGCAGUUACCUUACAUUCACCGUCUCCUGCAGAAACUAUAUCCCGAUCAACCUGAAUCAUCAUAUCCUCCACUCGUCCCCAUCAUGGUUGGUGGAACCAAUGCGGCGACUGAAGCGGCCCUGGGAAAGAUGCUAGCUCCAUAUAUUGCCGAUGAAAGCAACGCAUUCAUCAUUUCCUCUGACUUUUGCCACUGGGGAAGCAGAUUCGGCUAUACAUGUUACCUGUCAGAUGCACCGAGCCCAGCCUUAUCGCCACUGAUGCUCCCCAACGGUGUGAGAGGGGAAUUCACAACUGCAAAAGAAUCGGUCAAUGACGACGUGCAUAAGAUGCCAACACUAGGACAAGGCCAGCAUUUAAGGUCAGGCAGCCAGAUUCCCAAGAGUGGCCCGCAAAUAUUCGAAAGCAUAGCCCAUGCCGAUAGAGCCUGUAUGUGUGCCAUUGCAACAGGACAACACUCAGAAUUCCUGCGGGUUAUUCGCGAAACAGGAAACACCGUUUGUGGGAGACAUCCCAUAGGAGUUUUCAUGGCCGGGGUGGAGGAAGUCGAGCGCCUGGAGAAAGAGAAAGCUAUUGAUGGUAAUGAUUCCAACCGAAGACGGUUCCGGUUUAUGAGGUAUGAAAGAAGCAGUGAUGCUGAGACCGUCAAAGACAGUAGUGUCAGUUAUGUUAGUGCAUUCGCGGUUCUUUGA